Molecule: messenger RNA, 3712 nt
Organism: Cinclus cinclus
Lineage: Eukaryota; Metazoa; Chordata; Aves; Passeriformes; Cinclidae
Gene: PANK2
Product: pantothenate kinase 2
Exons: 7
Coding region: 1-1296 (431 amino acids)
Biological process (GO): coenzyme A biosynthetic process
Cellular component (GO): nucleus; cytosol
Molecular function (GO): ATP binding; pantothenate kinase activity
Source: RefSeq, a predicted model, not a curated record
AUGGAGCAGCCGCGCAGCUGCGGCGAUGGCACGGAGGACGAGAAGAAGCCGCGGCGGCGGGGCGGCGGUGCGGACGCCGGGCCUUCCCAGCUGCGGCGGCGGAGCAGCGGCAGCGCGGCGGUCGCGGACAGCGCGGCGGGUCCGCCGCCCCGCGAACGCGGCGGGUCCGUGAGCCGGCAGCGGCGGGACUCGGUCCGCAAGAACCGCCCGCUCUUUCCCUGGUUUGGCUUGGACAUCGGAGGGACGUUGGUCAAACUGGUUUAUUUUGAACCCAAGGACAUCACGGCCGAAGAGGAAGAGGAAGAAGUGGAAAACCUGAAAAGCAUCCGCAAAUACCUGACCUCAAACGUAGCCUAUGGCUCCACAGGCAUUCGGGACGUGCACCUUGAGCUCAGGGACCUUACCCUGUGUGGACGUAAAGGCAAUCUGCACUUUAUACGCUUUCCUACUCAUGACAUGCCUGCUUUUAUCCAAAUGGGGAGCGAAAAGCACUUCUCAAGCCUCCAUACUACCUUAUGUGCCACGGGAGGUGGAGCGUACAAAUUUGAGCAGGACUUUCGCACAAUGGGUGACCUUGAGCUUUGUAAGCUCGAUGAGCUGGAUUGCCUUGUUAAAGGAAUGCUGUACAUCGAUGCCAUGGGAUUCAAUGGAAACUCAGAGUGUUACUAUUUUGAGAACCCAACAGAUGCUGAGAGGUGCCAGAAGCUCCCAUUCAACCUGGAGAAUCCCUAUCCUCUCCUUCUGGUGAACAUUGGCUCAGGGGUCAGCAUUUUGGCUGUCUAUUCCAAAGACAACUAUAAACGGGUAACAGGCACCAGUCUUGGAGGUGGAACCUUCUUUGGCCUCUGCUGCCUUCUGACAGGCUGCUCCACGUUUGAGGAGGCCCUGGAGAUGGCAUCCCACGGGGACAGCACCAAGGUGGACAAACUGGUCAGGGACAUCUAUGGAGGAGACUACGAGCGCUUUGGGCUGCCAGGCUGGGCUGUGGCAUCCAGCUUUGGAAACAUGAUGAGCAAGGAGAAGAGGGAAUCUGUCAGCAAGGAGGACCUGGCCAAGGCCACUUUAAUCACCAUCACCAACAACAUCGGCUCCAUAGCGCGGAUGUGUGCCCUUAAUGAGAAUAUCAACCGUGUGGUGUUCGUGGGCAACUUCCUUCGGAUCAACACCAUCUCCAUGAGGCUCCUGGCCUAUGCCCUGGACUACUGGUCAAAGGGACAGCUAAAAGCACUUUUCUUGGAACAUGAGGGUUACUUCGGUGCAGUCGGUGCUCUCCUGGGACUCCUGGACUCAGCCUGACUCUGUGCAGGAUCUGUGUUGGACCUGUGGAUUCAGGGCACUCCCUGGGCCACUGAGCCCAUGGUUUGGGAGUCACUGAGCCCAUGUUUCUUGUCACAGCCCCCACUGAGACUGUUCCACUCCGGUGGCCUGGGGGGACAGGUGUCUGUUAGAGAUGAAAUCAUCUGGGAUUAUGGUGCAGGUUUGUUCCAAGGGCAGUGAUUGGAGUACACGGGCUGGACGUGGGGGUGUAUGGGAAUGUCUGUGGGGCAUUUCAGUCACAUGGAAUUGCCCUUUUUAGGUAGCUUUACUCCAUGUUUAAUGAUGGUGACAAAGCAGAGCUGGGGUGGUUUGCUCCUUCCAUUGGGAUCCCUUGGAGUCCGAGUGCCCUGGUCAGUUCUGUGUUCACAAUCAGAGGUUCUCCAUGGGCUGGAAGAUGGUCUGGGAAGGGAGAAGAGCAUCAGCACAGCCCUGUUGUGUGUAACUAACUCUAUAUGGCCCACUGGACCCACACUGGGACACAGCUGUGCUGUCAGCCAGGCUUUACUUAUCCCUGUUCCACGUCCUUAUCUCUGUCCUAGGGACAGAAGGUACAGCACAGCAUGGAUCUGUGCCUUGGGCGAGCCCCAUUUCAGCCUCCAGCACUCCUACACAGUCCUCAGCACCCUUUGGGAUGGUGUCAGGGGUGUCUGUCAGCCUCCAGCCUUGAAAUCUAAAUUUGAGGAUGGAAUAGGGGUAGUCGUCGUCUAUUUUCUCUCUGUUAGCAAACUCCACCAAAGAGACACUUCCUUCAGUCACACUUGGAUCUCUGUAAUAUUCCACGUUACAUUUAUUAAUGGCUACGCUCCUGUCAUUUUGAGGGACUUCUCCCCUUUGCCUGCCUGCUGUACUUCCUCUUUUCCCUGUGCAUGCUGCCACACAGCCUGCGAGCAGGAUACUGCGGUGUGGAGCCCCUGUGGAAGUUGCACCCUGGGGAUGGGGGGUUGGAAUGGAUCCUGCACGCUCAAUAAAUGCUCUCUAAAAGCAAUGAGGUAUCUGCACCUUCCCUCGGGAUGGGAGCUCAUGGAGAUAGAGCUUUGGAAGUGCUGUUCAAGCAGGGAAAGCUGUUCAGAUCCUCCAGGUCCUCCAGAUUAGGUCAUGGUGUUAGGGGUUUAUCCCAGGGUACCAGAGUGACCAUUACCCUGACCCCAACCCACCCUUCCAGUCCUGGUUUCAUCCCAGAGAAACCUCCAGCUCUCUGAUCCCCUUGGGAGCCUGGCUGGAAGUGCUGGACAACCCCGAGCCCUUCCCUGCCUUGUGAAUCCCACCCAGCUCUGCCUGUUGCUGUAUCCAAGGUGGGUUCCUUGUGUGGCACCUCCAUCUGAAAAGGGAGGAAAUUAUGGAGCCAGAGGAUGUUUGUCUUUAUACCUCAGCUGACUGUGAGCUGGGAUUCUGGACACAGCCAGGGAUUUGAGCACAGUAAAACCAGGGAAAAGACCACAGGGCUCGUAUGGAAGUUGAUCUGUGCUGGCUGGGGAGGAAAAUGUUUUGUUUUUCCUGCAGCCUGACACAAGUUUGAGUUGUGUCUUGCUCAUUGUUCCUCAAGGUGGUAUGGGAGAGUUGAGGGCUGGGACCAGGAUCAUGCAGCUCAGGGAAUAGGACCCCAAAACCCCUCUCCUUCCACCCCUACCACGGGCAGGGACACCUUCCACUCUCCCAGGGUGCUCCAAACCACAUCCAACAUGACCUUGGGAACUUCAGGGAUCUGGGGGCAGCCACAGCUUCCUUGGGCACCCUGUUUGGGAGCAGCUGCAUUCAAGUUUUCCUUUAUUCUUCAUUCCUUGUGAAAUCACAAAGGUUCCCAAACUUUCCAUUACAAACAUCUCCAUUUCCAGAGUGCUGACUGAAGGGUUUCUAGACUUGGCUCCUGCUGUACCAUCUGAACUAUAACACACAUGGACCUUGCUGGCCUUUCAUCCACCCUCAUGGCCAAAACUCACGGAAAAGGCACAGAAUCUUUGGCUUUUUGGAAUGUCCAUGUGCCUGGGACCUGUGUGGCUCCUUGAUGUAAUGGUCAGUGCUGGCUGGGCUGGGGAGGGUGUGGGAAUCCUUGGGAUACACAGGGAAAAGCCUGGUUUUUAUUAAGCACAGCAGCCUUGGGAGCAGAAGCCACCUUGCCAUGGUUCUGCUGUGGAGAGCUGGGAAAUCUCUGCAGGGCUGGAAAUUCCCAGCAGCAAUUCCACAGCCUGAUCCAUCCCCAGUGCCCUGAGGCCUUGGUGUUCCUGGGCACAGCAUCCUGCAAGUUUUCCACUUCCUCACUCCAUCCAUGAGUGCGUCAAACUCCUUUUUCUCUUUUGAGUAGAGCACAGUCUGAUCCAAGCACCAAAGUUCCUGGCUGUCUGUCCUUGUUUUGUAAACUGCUUGUUUUUUUCUUCUUGUUAUAAAAUAUUACAGUUAU